UAAUCAAAAACAAGCAAGCAAGUGAUACAUAUAUAUAUACCUGGACAAUCUUGAAAGUCCCGAGCGGAAGCGAAUAGGGAGAUUUGGGCCGUUCUUCGUCGAAAUUUUACCUACCCAUUUCUUUCUACCUCUUUAUGGAACCGGACACCGUCUAUGCCUUUUCCAUCUAUAUUUCCCCUUAAUUAAUUGACACGUGCAGUUCACGUGUGUGGACCCAGACAAGACGAGCAUGAGAAGCUCCGAGCAGGGAAGACGUUCUCGUCUUUUAGAGAAAAGAAAGAAAAAACUUCAACGGCAUUUCCCUCUCGUGACGUGGAAUCACUCUGCUUCUUUUUUUCUUUUUUUUCUUUUGUCGGAAUCACCGCUUUUGUGAUGCUUGUAUUUAUUUUUCAGAUAUUUAUUGGCAAACGCUAUUCCAGUGACAGAAGCCACUGCUCCCAUUAAAAUUCCGACCCUCACUGCUCCCCAACUUCUUCUUCUUCUAACUCACAAGUCACAACCCUUCUCCUCCCACUAUAAUCCCUCAACGGACCAAAAUCUCCGGUCCCAACUUCCACCGGACUCGUUUCAGCCCUCAGCAGAGCUUUAAGCUCAAACCGACAACCACAACCGGUUAACAAAAAGAUCACUUCUUUGGAGCUCAACUGUUGGACCCUUCUCUUUGUAACAUUUCCCAGAUCUAAUCACUCACCGACACACACAUUCCUUCUCUCCCAUUUCACCGUAAAGCCCUCUUUUUGGACCUUUGCCUUUGGCUCCUUCACCUCUUUUCUCUCGUCUCAAUUUUACCCCUCCAAAAACACUCGAAUUUACGGAAAAUGCCUGCUUUCUGGUUCUUCCUUUCGAUUUUCCUCCUAUGCCUCAGCUACGUCUCUACGGCGGCGGAGCCCGUGACCUGCUCAGGGAUAGUGCCAAUGAAGUACCGUUACGAUAAGAUUUCGAUAGCGGAUUUCGGGGGCGUCGGUGACGGCGUCACGGUGAACACCAAGGCGUUUCGGGCGGCCAUAUAUCGGAUUCAGCAUUUGCACAGGAGAGGAGGCACGCUUCUUUACAUACCUCCUGGGGUGUACUUAACGGAGAGCUUCAAUCUCACUAGCCACAUGACUCUCUACUUGGCUAGAGGUGCUGUUAUCAAAGCCACACAGGACACUAGGAAUUGGCCUUUAAUUGCUCCUUUGCCGUCUUAUGGAAGAGGGAGAGAACGCCCUGGAGGGAGAUAUGUGAGCUUCAUCCAUGGCGAUGGAGUUCAUGAUGUGGUUAUCACUGGUGAGAAUGGGACAAUUGAUGGCCAAGGAGAUGUGUGGUGGAACAUGUGGAGGCAAAGAACUCUUCAAUUCACCAGACCAAAUCUCAUUGAGUUCAUCAACUCUAAAAACAUUAUCAUUUCCAAUGUGAUUUUCCAGAACUCUCCAUUUUGGAAUAUUCACCCUGUUUAUUCCAGCAACAUUGUUGUCCGGUAUGUCACAAUAUUGGCUCCAGCUGACUCUCCCAACACAGAUGGAAUUGAUCCAGAUUCAAGCUCUAAUGUCUGCAUAGAGGACUCGUACAUAUCAACUGGAGAUGAUCUUGUGGCUGUAAAGAGUGGAUGGGAUGAGUAUGGGAUUGCUUAUGGUCGCCCUAGUUCCGACAUUACCAUCCGUCGGAUCAGAGGAUCAUCCCCAUUUUCUGGAAUUGCAAUAGGAAGUGAAACCUCUGGUGGGGUGGAGAAUGUAUUUGCCGAACACAUAAACCUUUACAACAUGGGAGUUGGUAUCCAUAUAAAAACAAACAUCGGUAGGGGAGGCUUCAUAAGAAACAUAACAGUUUCAAAUGUGUUCAUGGAAAAGGCACGGAAGGGUAUAAAGAUUGCAGGAGAUGUUGGAGACCACCCUGAUGACAAAUUCAAUCCAAAUGCACUCCCAGUGGUAAAGGGCAUCACAUUAACAGACAUCUGGGGUAUACAAGUUCUGCAGGCAGGUCUCAUACAAGGCAUCAAGAACUCCCCUUUCACCGGAAUCUGUCUUUCCAACAUCAACCUCCAUGGCAUGACCGCAACAACGAGAACACCUCCAUGGAAGUGCUCAGAUGUCAGCGGGGCUGCUCAUCUGGUGAGCCCCAUCCAAUGCUCGGAGUUGACCGGUGCCCAACACGCAACUUCAUGCUCCAACUACUAAAACAAAGCCUGCAUAUCCUCCUCGAAACUUAAAAGAAUCUGAGUUUUUAUCGUUCCUUCUGUAAUGCAAAAUGUAAUUUAUUGUUCUAGUGUCAUACAUACAAUCUGGAGCGUAAUAUAUAGGUUAUGGAUUUGUCGAUUUGCAUUAA
This is a messenger RNA of Rosa chinensis, 2301 nucleotides long. RefSeq names its product probable polygalacturonase. The transcript is spliced from 6 exons. Lineage: Eukaryota; Viridiplantae; Streptophyta; Magnoliopsida; Rosales; Rosaceae. The coding region runs from base 819 to 2153 and encodes 444 amino acids. The record is from RefSeq and is a predicted model, not a curated record. Gene Ontology annotation, biological process: carbohydrate metabolic process. Gene Ontology annotation, molecular function: polygalacturonase activity.